AUCCGUAUCAGACCGGAUGAUGAGUGGAAGACGACCUUUAAAAUUCGGGAGGGGUUAUACGAGUGGAUGGUUAUGCCUUUCGGUUUGUCCAAUGCACCUAGUACAUUCAUGCGGGUGAUGAACCAAACACUCCGGGACCUUAUUGGUAAGUGUGUUGUCAUAUAUUUCGAUGAUAUUCUUAUUUAUAGCUGUACUCUUGAGGAUCAUUUGCUGCAUUUGCGUGUUGUCUUGCUUAUUCUUCGCACUGAGUCUUUUUAUGCGGCCCCUCAGAAGUGUGUUUUCUUGGUGGAUUCGGUGUUGUUUUUGGGGUUUGUUAUUUCUGCUGCAGGUGUUCGCGUGGAUGAGAGUGAGGUGGCGGCCAUUCGUGACUGGCCCACUCCUACCUCGUUCACGGAGGCCCGGAGUUUCCAUGGACUGGCGUCCUUUUAUAGAUGGUUUAUUGCCCAUUUCAGUUCUAUUGUGGCCCCCAUUACAGACUGUCUUACUGGGAAGUCCUUUAUUUGGACUCCUCAAGCAACUGAGGCUUUUGUUCUUAUUAAGAAGAAACUCACAUCGACUCCCGUGCUCGUUCUUCCCGAUUUCUCGCGACCUUUUGAGCUCUCUGCUGAUGCUUCUAAGGUUGGUAUUGGCAAAGUGUUGAGCCAGGAGGCACGCCCA
Molecule: messenger RNA, 657 nt
Organism: Striga hermonthica
Lineage: Eukaryota; Viridiplantae; Streptophyta; Magnoliopsida; Lamiales; Orobanchaceae
Source: the annotation of a GenBank genome assembly